Molecule: messenger RNA, 2724 nt
Organism: Glycine soja
Lineage: Eukaryota; Viridiplantae; Streptophyta; Magnoliopsida; Fabales; Fabaceae
Exons: 3
Coding region: 483-1877 (464 amino acids)
Source: RefSeq, a predicted model, not a curated record
GUCAAAUGUCUAUUUGGCAAAUGUAAGCAUCCAAUGUGGCAGGUUUGAGUCCAAGUCAGCAAUAUUAUGUGGCAAGGCAAGGACUGAAUUGAAAAAUUAGGUUUAAAAGAAAUCAAAAAUGAAGUAAACCCAUUUUCCCUUUCACUGUUGCUCUUCCCUCCCCUGCAUUCUCGUGAUUGAGGGUUCGCGCUUUUUGUCAGGUUGGUGGUUUCAUUCAAUUCGUUUGCAUUGUUUUGGUGGUUUGAUUUGGGGUUUUACAUGUUCGAGGGGUUUCAUUUGCGGCAUUGUCUUCGCGCUUCGUAGGGAGGUUUAUGAUCGUUUAUUAUUUUCGUUUAUGAUGCUCUGUUUUUAUAGAUGACAAUGUUUUUGGUUUUUGAUUGUGUCUUCGCGGUUUUUGACAAUGUCAAUGUCUUCGCGCUUUUUGAGGUAGGUUUUUUUAUUUCCUAAUAUCUGACCAUGUUUGCGGUUUCUGAUUGUGUAGAAUGAAUGAUAAUAUAACUUUAGUAUUGCACCAUGGAGGAAGAUUCACUCCACGUGCCAGUGAUGGAAAGGUUGAAUAUAUAGGCGGAGAAUUUGACGUUUGGGAGGAUAUAUCUGCAGAUUGCCUGAAUGCAUUUAUCUUAUAUGAUCUGGUGAAAGCUUGUAAGAAGUAUAGUAAUAUAGGAGAAUGUUUUUGGUUGAUUGAUAAGGACUUAGAUUUUAAUCAUGGGUUAAGGAGUUGUACAACUGAUGGAGAUAUAUUACACUUAGUUAGGGAUGCUUUUGAAAAUGAGAAUGAGAUAAAUGUUUAUUUUCAUCAUGAAGUAGAUCCAAUUUUAGAAGAAGUCCCACAAAUGUUGUACUUGGAAUGUUAUCCAAUUCGAAAAGCUGUUGAGAAUGAGGAUGAUUUAGAUGAUGUACCUGUUGCUGGCCAUGAGGAAGAUGUUGGUGCUGGAGAGCAGACAGAUGCUGGUGAGCAGAUGGAUGCUGGUAAGCAGAGGGAUGGUGAUGAGCAGAGGGAUACUGAUGCUGGUGAGCAAAGAGAUGGUAGUGAGCAGAGGGAUACUGAUGCUGGUGAGCAAAGAGAUGGUAGUGAGCAGAGAGAUGCUGAAGCUGGUGAGGAGAGAGAUGCUGAUGGUGAAGAGAGAGAUGUUGCUGAUAGUGAGGAGGAAAGGGAAGUUGACAGUGAUGAGACAGAUGCUGAGUGGUUUAUAAAUUUCUCUUGUAUGUUGAAUGAAGUUGAAGCUGAAGUUGAGACAGAUGGUUAUCAUUCAGAGGAGCUUAAUAUCCCCAUUAGUAGUGAUGAUGAAGAUGAGGAUGUUGAAGUUUAUCCUCAAUAUAGUCAAAGUAGUGGAGUUGGUGAACAGAAGUUGGAAUUAGGGAUGGAGUUUGGUACUCUAGAUGAAUUUAAAUCUGCCUUGAGGGAGUAUAGCAUAUUGAUGGGCAGGGAGUUCAAGUGGAAGAAGAAUGAUAAACAGAGGGCUAGAGCAAAAUGCAAGAAGGCAUUUUGUGAUUGGGAAAUCUACUGUGCAAAUAAUGAAGUUAGAAACUCUUUUCAGAUAAAGACAUUUAAGCAUAACCAUAAUUGCUGCAGAGAAGUGAACAACAAACAAGCAAAUAGACAGUGGGUGGUCAGUAAACUUGAGGGCAAACUCAGAAUGCAGCCAACCCUUAAAUGUGUUGAAGCUUUGGAAUAUUUCAAGCAAGAGUUUGGAGUGCACAUUGAAGUUACAAAGAUGUGGAGAGCCAUGAAAGAAGCAAAGCAAUUAGUGGAAGGGAAUGAGAGGAAACAAUAUGCCAAAGUAUUUGAUUAUGCACAUGAAUUGUUGAGGAGCAAUCCUGGAUCAACAGUUAAGAUCAACACAGUGCCAAGUCCAGAAGGUCCACCACAAUUUUAGAGGCUAUAUAUUUGUCUUGCUGGCUGUAAGAAGGGGUUUGUUGCUGGAUGUAGACCAUUCAUAGGUCUAGAUGGAUGUUUCCUAAAGAGUGCAUUUGGAGGAAACUUGCUCUCUGCUGUUGGGCUUGAUGGCAAUAACCACAUCUAUGUUAUUGCUUAUGCUGUUGUGGACAUUGAGAACAAAGACAAUUGGAAAUGGUUUUUAACUUUGUUGCAUGAAGAUCUUGGGGAUUACAUACAGAAUGGGUGGAAUUUCAUGUCAGACAUGCAAAAGGGACUUAUUCCAGCUUUACAGGAAGUCAUGCCUGGUGCACCUCAUAGAUUUUGUGUCUUGCAUCUUUGGAAAAAUUUUACAAAGCAAGGAACUUAAAGGAAUUGUGUGGCAAUGUGCAAAAUCCACUACUGUUGCUGAGUUUGAAGGCCAUAUGGCCCAUUUGAAGACAAUCAACUGCCAGGCUUGGGAGUAUUUGAAUAAAUGGCCCAAACAAGCAUGGACAAAAGCCCACUUCAGUACAACACCCAAGGUGGAUAAUAUAUGCAACAACACUUGUGAGGUAUUCAAUUCCAGAAUUCUGCAGUAUAGAUGCAAGCCUAUUAUCACAAUGCUUGAAGAAAUUAGAAGUUAUAUCAUGAGAACCAUGGCUGCCCGCAAGGUUAAACUUUCUGGAAAACCUGGACCAUUAUGUCCAGUGCAGUAUAAAAGACUAGAAAAAGAAUUCCAUUUUGCUAAUCAAUGGACUCCCAUUUGGUGUGGUGAUAACAUGGGCCUGAGAUAUGAGGUCCACAUGUGGGGGAAUAAGGUUGAGGUCAAUUUAGGUGAAUGGACAUGCACUUGUGGAGUAUGGCAA